AUGUAUUUGCAGAGUAUUCUAGUGGUUGCACUGGCUGCGCCAGUUUGGUCUCGGGCCUGUGGACGUCCUACAACGACGAUAACCAGCUCAUCAGUGGCUCCCAGCGCAACGGCAGUAGACGAGGUCGCUGAUGCGGCAGUCGACGCAGUAGAGGCAGUGGUAUCAUCAGCAACGGCAGCAGUUGAGGCGGCCACGACUUAUGCGGCAAUCACGACGUAUGCAGUCUCGACUCAGACCAGCCAGACAACGACGGCCGCUGCAACGGCCUCUGCAACGUCCUCUGCCAGCACCCCAGGUCGAGCAGUAUGGCUUUGGGAGUCGAAUCUCAUCCAGGAUGACACCGAGGUUGAGGAGUUCUUGUCGUUUGCCGAAUCGAAUGACAUCAACACCGUCUAUACCCUCAUUGACCGUGACAUGGGCUUUACCGUCUUCCAGGACUUCAUUGAGCAAUGUACCGCAGCCGGUAUCGCCGUCGAGGCCCUGAUGGGCAACUCGGAGUGGAUCCUUGGAGAAGGCGACCCGACUCUGGAACAUGAACUCACCUGGCUCGAGCAGUACCAGGGCAACGCGACAACCAGCACCUCGUUUGCCGGAAUUCACUUUGAUGUCGAACCCUGGGGUCUCGACGGUUGGACUUCCAACGAGGAGACGUAUACCGCCACCCUCCAGUCCAUUGUCUUGCAAGUCACGUCGCUGGGCUCAACCUUGGGCUUGCCCGUGGCCGCCGACCUGCCAUACUGGGCGGACACGAUCAACUGCACGGCGACCUCGGGGGCGAUCCAGACGCUCGAUGCCUGGAUGCUCGACCAGCUAGACACGGCCACCUUCAUGACGUACCGCAACACGGCGACUGAGCUCCUCGACAUUGCGACCUCGGUCCUCGAGGCGGGCAACUCGGCCGGCAAGCCCGUGUGGCUCGCCGUCGAGACCGUCGAUGCCGCCGAUGCUCUGCUCAUUAGCUACUUUGGCAAGACGCUCUCUGUCCUGUCCUCGGACCUGGUCACCAUUCACACACAGGCCGCCACAUACUCUAGCUUUGCGGGUAUCGCUAUUCACGACUACUCAGGUGUCAAGGCUCUGAGCUCUUAG
Molecule: messenger RNA, 1089 nt
Organism: Pestalotiopsis fici W106-1
Lineage: Eukaryota; Fungi; Ascomycota; Sordariomycetes; Amphisphaeriales; Sporocadaceae
Exons: 1
Coding region: 1-1089 (362 amino acids)
Source: RefSeq, a predicted model, not a curated record